This is a messenger RNA of Racocetra persica, 265 nucleotides long. NCBI's taxonomy places the organism in Eukaryota, Fungi, Glomeromycota, Glomeromycetes, Diversisporales, Gigasporaceae. The record is from the annotation of a GenBank genome assembly.
ACCGAUCAUGUUUCCUGAUAAUGAAGAACACAUAACUGAAUAUAUUCAAAUCAAGUUGAGCGAUAAGCAAAAUGCUCUUUUUGACAAAGAACAUCGAGAAUUUCUUAAGCAGCAUAAAUUUAUUCUCGAUAAGGCUAAUAAUAUUAUCGAAGAAACUACCAAAAAAUAUUUACUCAAAUUACUUUAUGAAGUUAAAUUAGCAAAUAUCAAAUUUAAGAACGGUUAUUCAUUUGAUUUAUGUAGUUGUAAUAUUGAAAUUGCUUAA